This is a messenger RNA of Arachis ipaensis, 1221 nucleotides long. The record is from RefSeq and is a predicted model, not a curated record. NCBI's taxonomy places the organism in Eukaryota, Viridiplantae, Streptophyta, Magnoliopsida, Fabales, Fabaceae.
AUGAAGUUUGGAACUAAAUGGAAAUUUAGAGAAGCUGUGAGAGAAUAUACAAUCCAAGAGGGUAGAAGCAUAAAGAUAGUGAAAAAUGAUAACAUAAGGUGCAGGACAGUGUGUAAGGUCAAAGAGUGCCCAUGGGUGGCUUAUGCAUCAAGAGACCAUGAAGACACCUGUUGGCAAAUUAAGACAUUCAAUGAUGACCACACUUGUCCAAGAGAGGACAAGAAUAGGGCUGCCAACAGGAAUUGGGUAUGCAGCAAGCUUGUGAAGAAAGUGAGAAAGUAUCCAAAUUUUAAACACUACGAAACUACAACUUACUUCAAGACACGGUUUGACUUGACACUGAAUAAAAAUUCAAUAUCCAGGGCAUUAAUGGAUGCAAGAAGUGUAGUGUAUGGGGAUGAGAAAGAGCAAUAUAAGAUGGUUAGGGAUUAUGGUAUGACGCUGUUGACGACUAAUCCCGGUUCCACUGUACAAAUAUGCACCACCCCCCAACCAGAUGGUGAAGUUACCUUUGAUAGAAUGUAUAUAUGCUUAAGUGGCUGCAAAAACGGGUUUAAGGCUGGUUGCCGUCCUUUGAUAGGUCUGGAUGGUGCUUUCCUGAAGACACGGUUUGGUGGCCAGAUUUUGUCAGCCGUGGGAAGCUUAUUCAGCCAUAAGCCGAAGUUGGAUAGCAUCUGUAACAACGCCUGCGAAGUGUUCAAUGCUAAGAUCAAGGAUGCACGAGCCAAACCCAUCAUAACAUUGCUGGAGGAGGUAAGGAUGUUUGUUAUGCGUACCAUAGCGAAAAAUAAGGUAAAGCUGCAGAAUCACACUGGGAAGCUCACACCUGUUAUAAAGAGCAGGCUGGAAAAGGUUAGGAAAGAAUCCAAGCAUUGGAAGCCAAUUUGGACUGGGGAUAACAGAUACGAAAAAUUUGAGGUGCACGGACAUCCAACUAACCAUGUUGUGGACAUAGGAAAAAGAUUGUGCACAUGCCAAUUUUGGAUGCUAACGGGUAUUCCGUGUGUGCACGCUUGUGCUGCCCUCUCUCGUGUGAAUAAGCAGCCAGAAGACUUCUGUCACAGAUGGCUGACCAUGGACUCAUACAGGGAAACUUAUAACCACCACAUUAAUCCAAUUUCGGGUCAACCAAUGUGGGAAAAAGCAGAGGACUGUAACAGGCCACAUGCCCCUAAAAUCAAGACAACAUUCCAUCAAGAAGCAGAUUUUUACAACUGUUGA